This is a messenger RNA of Photinus pyralis (common eastern firefly), 1188 nucleotides long. RefSeq names its product glypican-6-like. Gene Ontology annotation, biological process: regulation of signal transduction; regulation of protein localization to membrane; cell migration. NCBI's taxonomy places the organism in Eukaryota, Metazoa, Arthropoda, Insecta, Coleoptera, Lampyridae. Gene Ontology annotation, cellular component: plasma membrane; synapse; extracellular region. The record is from RefSeq and is a predicted model, not a curated record.
GCGAUGUGUGUGGCAUGCAUUCAUGUUGCGGGCCAAUUUUAGAAGGGCGAUUAGUCAUUAACAGUCGUCGACAAUUGGAUAAAUUCCUGAAGGAUUCACUUUAUCGACUCUCUUCGGUGCUGGACACGAGAGCUAAACGCUUUGAUGAAUUCUUCAGGAAUCUUAUGAACAAUUCAAAACGGGAGUUUCACGAAAUGUUCAAGAAAACUUACGGUGUGAUCUACUUACAGCAUUCUUUUGUAUUUACGGAUUUUUUCGAAGAAUUAGAGAGAUAUUAUAAUAGCGGUCGCGUACGACUAGCGGAAGCCUUAGAUACCUUCUUUGGAAUCCUGUAUCAACGCAUGUUCACCGUAAUUAAUGCACAAUAUCAGUUCGACGACAGAUAUUUAGAAUGUGUAGCCGAACAUAUGACCGAUUUGAAACCGUUUGGCGACAUCCCGCACAAACUCGGAAUACAAUUGAGACGAUCGUUCGUAGCUACGCGAGCGUUUUACAAAGCCUUAGCAGCCGGUGCCGAUGUCGUUCGAAACAUGGGCUCCUUAACGCCGACGGAGAGGUGCGGGAAUGAAUUGGCUCGAAUGCAACAUUGUGAUAAAUGUCUUGGGAUAAAGGGUACAAAAAGUUGUUCGCCGUAUUGCCUAUCGAUUUUGAAAAGUUGUUUAGAAAACCAUAUACUUUUAGAUAACCAGUGGAAUAACUUUGUGGAUGCAUUAGAUAAGGUAGCGGACCGUAUUACAGGUGCUUUUAAUAUAGAAAUGGUCGUAGAGCCUAUUAAUAUAAAAAUUUCUGAAGCUGUGAUGAUUUUUCAAGAGAAUGGGGUAGAGGUCUCGCAAAAAAUAUUUACAGGGUGCGGCAACCCCGCUUUGCAGAGGCGACGUCGUCAAGCUAGUACUCCCAGUGACGUCGAAGAACCUCGCGUUGAAGCGCGAAGGGUGAAAACUGAUGAAGAUGAAAUAACAUUUGAAACGCUCACUUUUAAUGAGGAGAGCAACAAUAAAAGUAAAAACAAGAAAAAUAAGCACAAGAAAGUUGAUAGUGGCGCUACUCUCGAGAAGCUUAUUAGAGAUAUCAAACAGGUAAGUAAUAUUUGCUAGGUAUCUACUUGUGUACAGUUAGCAACCUAGCAAAUCAGCAGCAGAUUUGCAUAUUUUGUAUGAAGUUCUGAAGCUUAAAAUAUGCAAAAUAUGC